AUGGCUAAACGCGGCGCGGAGGCCGUGGCGUGUCGCGCGCCCUGGGAGACCUUCGCGCCUCACCCGCCCGCCAAGCGCGCGCGGGGCGAACCCGGGCCAAAGGAGCCGCCGUGCGGAAAGGCGCCCUGGGGCGGAGGCGGCUGCAAGAAACGGAAACGAGCGGGAGAGGAAGGGGAAACUCCUGCAAAGCGGCGCGGGCGUCCAGAAGGGCCGGCGCCGCCAGCAUCCAGCAGCGUCUGGGAAGGGACCAGGAAGCGGCGGCAGGAGCAGCCUGGGCUGCUGCCUGGGAGCGACGAGGAGGCUGGCUCGGGAGGAGCCCCAAAGCAUCCUUGGAGCCCCAAAGCAUCCAUGGCGGCGGAGCAUGAAGAUGAUGUUUGGCACUACAACUCCUUCCAGUAUUGGAGGCCUCCAUUACCUGCCAUUGAGUUGUCUGAUAUUCUCAAUUUAGAAAAAGAGAACAUGGUAAAAACAAGACACUCUAACAGUGCUGGCCUUUCAGAAAUGGAAACUUGAAAAACGACCCUUUGGCAAAUGUAUUUUGCAGAAGCUGGUUUCU
This is a messenger RNA of Euleptes europaea (tarantolino), 556 nucleotides long. RefSeq names its product chromosome 4 C9orf40 homolog (gene C4H9orf40). Lineage: Eukaryota; Metazoa; Chordata; Lepidosauria; Squamata; Sphaerodactylidae. The record is from RefSeq and is a predicted model, not a curated record. The transcript has 2 exons. Bases 1 to 513 code for a protein of 170 amino acids.